This is a messenger RNA of Alosa alosa (allis shad), 1820 nucleotides long. RefSeq names its product mitochondrial folate transporter/carrier-like. The record is from RefSeq and is a predicted model, not a curated record. NCBI's taxonomy places the organism in Eukaryota, Metazoa, Chordata, Actinopteri, Clupeiformes, Clupeidae. Gene Ontology annotation, molecular function: FAD transmembrane transporter activity; folic acid transmembrane transporter activity. Bases 237 to 1202 code for a protein of 321 amino acids. Gene Ontology annotation, cellular component: mitochondrial membrane; mitochondrion. Gene Ontology annotation, biological process: nucleotide transport; mitochondrial transport; folate import into mitochondrion. The transcript has 7 exons.
CACCGUAUAUGCAUUCUGUGUUGAAGACAGCUUGCUAACCCUCCAGCCUAUGGAAACACAUAAGGUCAUGAAACGAAACGUGGGUACCAGAAAAUAGUUUCAUGUACACGGGAGUACCACGAGGCUAUGCCAAGACAUAGAUUUUAUAUUAUUCUUCACGUAAGCUAACGUUACUGCAUUACGUAGGUGGUUUUAAGGCGUCGGUAGUACAAUUUAGCAUUUGUUAAUUGAAAGCCAUGAGCCCUGCCUCAAGUCAAGCCCUUCCGAUUUCUCCCGAAAAUGGGAGGUCAGCCACAGUUACAGAAUCGUUUCUGCGUCUUCUGGGCCAUGUUAAAGUCGAAAACCUGGUAGCUGGAUUAAGUGGGGGAGUCGUGUCAACCAUGAUACUCCAUCCUCUUGAUCUGGUCAAGAUAAGAUUCGCAGUAAGUGAUGGCCUUCAGGUAAGGCCUACAUACAAUGGCAUAAUGAGCUGCAUGAGGAGUGUCUGGCAUCAGGAGGGUAUCCGUGGACUCUACCAAGGCGUGACACCCAACAUCUGGGGAGCCGGAGCGUCGUGGGGACUGUACUUCUUCUUUUACAACGCAAUCAAAGCGUAUGCCAAAGAAGGUCGCGAGAGCGAACUGAGUGCCACAGAACACAUGGUCUCUGCAGCGCAGGCAGGUAUCUUGACGCUGUGCUUAACCAACCCUAUCUGGGUCACAAAGACCCAACUAGUUCUCCAGUACAGCGCCGAUCGCAGUAGGAAGCAGUAUAAGGGCAUGGUGGAUGCUCUCGUCAAAAUCUACAAGCAUGAAGGAAUUCCUGGACUGUACCGGGGAUUUGUACCAGGGCUGUUUGGUACAUCCCAUGGUGCACUGCAGUUUAUGGCCUAUGAAGAACUAAAGAGGGAUUACAACGAGUACAGAAAUAAGGCAUCUGAUGCAAAAUUGGAUUCACUGGAAUACAUUGCCAUGGCAGCUCUAUCGAAAAUAUUUGCGGUUGCCACGACAUACCCGUACCAGGUAGUCCGAGCUCGUUUACAAGACCAGCACAACAAAUACCAUGGGGUGAUCGACGUAGUCAGGAAGACCUGGAGAAACGAAGGCCCGGUGGGCUUCUACAAAGGGAUGGUGGCCAACUUGAUCCGCGUCACGCCUGCCUGCUGCAUCACCUUCGUGGUGUACGAGAACGUUUCGCGCUUCCUACUGGGCUCGAAGCAGUGAGCAGUGUUUUGGCAUUGCAGUGGCGGUGGCAGUGGCAUGGAAUUGUCCGGAAGCCCGGCUGGCCCUGACCCCUCGCUCCUCACCUCGCGCUGGGGGACCACUGAAGCUCUGCGCUGUGCUCCUGGACAGGAUGUGUGAGGCGAGACGGACAGGCAGCCAGUCGGGAUGCGCGUGUGUAUUUGUUGUGUGUGUAGCUCACAAGAGAUCCCGCAGGAGUCGAAAACAGCGAACAAAACAGCUGACAUAUAAUCCAAAUCACACUGCACUGAAGUAAGACUGGAAGCAGGUCUGCUACGGAUGCCCAGCUAUGAACAAUGGACGAGCAAAAUUGGACCGCUCCAACACGCACAACGUGUCUAUGGGAUCGAUAGAUGCAUAAGAGGUGUGAGUGUGUGUGUGAGAGAGAGUGGGGGGUGUGUGUGAGUGGGGUGUCAGUGCAUGCUGUGUCUGCAGCCCUGACAGGAGGAAGUGACGAUCUUAUGUGACUAGCUAACAGGGGGCAGCAUGGUGACAUAUCAAAGCAACGGCUCAAGGCGGCUGUUUCGCCGGGGCGCCUAAUGGAUUUUUCGGCAACCGAAAAUCAUUUUGUGUCAUAUUAAAAAUGUAUAGACAUGGCAA